AAAAACAAAUAAAUAUUUAUAUGAUAGCACACUGAAUGAAUGCGGCAGCCUAUUAAUUAAAGUAACGGUAUUAUGUGGUGCGUUAUGGCUUGGCGUGAGGGAGGAGGCUGCCUUGAUAACCAACAGGGCGUGCCAACCCCAUCAUCCACUUCCUUCGCUUACUAACCAGCACCUCCUUCCCCUCUCGUACACCCUCUCAUCACCACGCUACCGUGCCUCAUUGGUACACUAAAGCCUGGCACCACUCUUCUCAUCUCAAUUCACAUAGCUCCUCAUUUCACUCAUUUGAGUGAAAUUAAUGCCUAAUGUAAGUAGUUGUCAUUGAUGUUAUACACCGCACAAUAUAUAUUAUUACUGGUGUGAUAAUAUACCAAAUAAGUUUCGUGAAAGUAAAUAGGACAUCAUUACCUUAAGUGGUCUAUUAAUAGCCCCAUCACUGUGCCAAGUGUACAGAACAAUCUCUGGUGGGAUUGGCGACGGUCGCUGAAGACUGUGCUGCGUUACAAGACUUUAACUACAACUGUGGGCAAAAAAGUUCAGCUCACGGCUUCUUAGAAAAUGUUCUGAAUCACUUUUGUGUCUCAUCUCAACAGCCUUCAAAGUGCUCUAGUUGAAGUUACAGGAGUUAUUAAGAGUGUUUUCACGGUAGCAGUGACAAAUUAACAACAUUUCUACUUUAUGAACUCGAGAAACACUCUUGAGAACCCGGGUAAUAACCUCUGUGGCCUUUGAAAGUAUCCGUUGUGAGAAAGCAGUAUUUCAGAAUACGGACAUCCUGAGACGGGGAGGGAGGGGUCGCACUCUUACCCUGGCAGAACAAUCAAGUCUCAACCACCCAGCUCGGGGAUAAAUAUUUAGUCGCUCACUCAGAAGUCUGUCUUCGUGUAGCUCUGAUGGACCAAGAAAUGUAUAACACCAAAGAAUAUAAGAUACUCUACUUCUAUUUUUCAUUUGCCUGCUUGAACUUUGUAUUCCCGUCAUCGACUGUCCUCGCCAAACCUCAAGUGGCAGCAGUAGGAACAGUGGGAGAGGAAGGAAACGCUGCGGACUCGUGUCAGGAUCUGCGGGAGGAAUGUGCUGAGCUGGCUGAGGAUGGCGGCUGUGAAGGCAACGUGGAAUUCAUGGAAGUGUUUUGUCAACAGACGUGUGACACAUGUCGACCUCGAUCCAAGGUGUCUGGCUGCGAGGACCAGCGCGAGGAGUGUGGGUUCUGGGGAGUCACCGGGCAGUGUGACUUCAAUCCUGCAUAUAUGAACAUCAACUGCCCUGUCACGUGUCAAGCCUGUCCGCCGCUCACACCUGAGGACUGCGUGGACCAACACAGGUUUUGCUUCCUGGGGUCGCUGCUGGGACUGUGCCGCACCAACCCUUCUUUCUACCUAGUGUUCUGCGGGGACUCCUGCAGGAGGUUCAUCUCAGUUUGUAGAGCAGGGAGGAGCAGCGCGGUGCCGGAGCUGUGUCUCUCCAAAGUCAGGGGCGAAGGUAUUCAGUGUGGAAAGAAACCUAACAUCACGUCAACCGUCAAUGAGAACACAGCGAGUUAUUUACGGCAACGGCGAGGUGUGGGUGUGAGCCAUCAACCUCAAGAAAAUGACUCGUGCAGCACUCUGCCUCUCAAUAGUGCGGGCAGGGAAGCCAUUACAUUGCUUUUGUCAGACUAUGACGCAGCAGGGAUGCAGGAUGAGAAUGAGCUCGAGCACUGGAUCAAGAGUGUACUCCUCGUGUUCCUGGAGCGGGUGCAGAUGGAGGUAUUGUCCAUGACUGACGACGAGGAACGUGAAGAUGUCUUAUGGAAGGAUUCCGAGAUAUUGAGAAGAUCAGAGAGAGAGACAAAAUUGCUUCGUAAUGAAAGGCAGGCCCAAGAAACCGAUGGUGUAUUUGAUUAUGACUAUUAUGAUCCAACAGGUGACAACAUAAAUGGUGGUAAUGGGAAUAUUACUGAACCCAACGGAAACAACACACAUACCAACUUCUGUAUAAUGCCACUGAUCGGCACAAACACUUCAGUGAACAUAUGUGCAGUUAUUGUACCACUUGUGCCGGUUAUAGUCAUAGGAAUCAUAAACGCAGUAUUUACAGCCCUUUCUGCAAGCUCUAUCGCCCAACAGAGGCCUCCUUCCAGGCCGCCUAUGAACCAGCCUUUUACUCCAUCAGAGCAGCAGCCCACGCCCCAGCAGCCCUUGUCAUCUAUAGACGUCAAAGUGCGUGCCUUGGUGCCCUUUUGUACCGCCUCAGGUUACCUCAGCCUCGUGCGAAGACUAAGGAGAUUAAUCCGAGGCAACACAGGCCGCCCUCUCAACCCCAUCGCAGCUUCCCUUGCAGUAUCUGUAAAUUUCUGCCAGUACGGUGUUGGGAAACGUGGCAUGAGCGUGCCCGACCCACCGCGGCAGCUGCAGCAACUGUCCGUGGCACAGGUGUUCCUGAAUGACAACGAGGCGAACGCGGCCCUGGGCACCCCUCACCGCUGGCCCGGCAUUAGCUUCCCAGGGCUGGAAUUGUUCCAAGGCGGGCAGACACCACCUCCUCCUGUGUCACCCGAUGUUCCUACCGGCACCCUCCUCAACGACACGCAGGUGGAGGGUGAGGAGCCUGCUGGUCCACGCCCCGUGACGGAAGACAAUGUGAAUGACAGAGACGCUUUCAGUUGUGGCGGCGCCUUGAUCUCUCCCUACCACGUAGUGACAGCGGCGCAUUGUCUCCUGGAGCCUGGAGUAAAGGGAAACAACACUGUCAAUUUUCUGAAGCCGUCUGUGGUGCGUCUGGGAGAGGUGGACUUCACACGAGCUGAUGAAAGCCAAGCCUUUGACUACGAGGUGGAAGGGAUUCAGGUGCACGAGGGAUAUGCUCUACCAGCCAAAUACAAUGAUAUAGCUAUUAUCACCCUCAAGUAUCCGGUACAGUUCACAGAGGCACUGCAGCCGUACUGCUUGCCGCGGGUGGGCAUAGACCUGGUGGGGCGCCCCUUGACCAUGUCGGGAUGGGGAGUGCGACCAGGCGGUCAGGUCGCUACAAUACUACACAACAUCACGGUGAGGGUGGUGUCUGAGGAUGAAUGCAGUGAUGCCUAUGAUGAUGAUGACAUUAGUGUGUUCUUUGAGGUGCUGUAUCCUGAAGGUGUGAACAAACUGCUAAUGUGUGCCACAAGUGAGGAGCCUGUCUGCAGGGGUGACUCUGGUGGGCCUCUGGUGCUUGACGAGGAGCAGAUCCAGUAUGAGGUGGGUGUGGUGAGCACUGGCUAUGGCUGUGGUGCCUCGCAGUACCCGGGUAUCUAUACCAAUAUCAGCCAGUUCCUUACAUGGAUUGAAGAGGAAGUCUAUGAUGGGUGUUCUAUGAUGAGUGUUGCAUACUAAACUAGGACCAAGCAUGGCACCUUAAAAAAUUUUGGUGCUCAUGUCCAUUACUUUUACCAAGUUCUAAAGGAUGGCGUUGGGAUUUCAAGAGUUUAUAUGAUCCAAUGUGUUCAUUUCUCCAAAACUUUUUACAUGGUCCCUUUUUUUGCUUCUGAUGGACUUGCACAUCUAUCCCUACCCCAGUCACUACUGUAUUUAUUCACAUUAUAUACUUUUGCAAUUAUGUACAUGUUUGUUGGCAGCCCAGCAUUCCUCAUGCACUCACAACUGGUCUACAUCCACUCCUUCCUUUACACUACCUAUCCAUUCCUUAUGGAGCCUAUCCCAUAGGUUUACACCUUUAACACUUCAUUGUACAAGAAAUCCUUGGUUUACAACAUUCUUGAUCUACAGCAUUUCAUGGUUACAUUGCCUGCUAAGUGGUUCUGAACAAGACAGCUCUGUCUACAGUCCCCAGUUGUAUGCCAUAUUGGAUUGCACUUCAUUCACUGCUCUCUCAUUUGUGUCGUCUUUUUGGGAGCUAUUUGCCCUGUAGGAUUUUUAUGCCCUUGGUUAUGAUUUUUACCACUGCUUUAGCAUAAGUGAGUGACACAGGUAGAUACAAUACCCGAGUUCCAAUUUAUGACACACCUUAAGAACAGAAUCCUGACAUACAUUGAGGACUCUCUGUACUAUCUUUACCAGCCAUUACCUUCCAUAUUUACAUAUUUAAACUACUUCAGCACUUUACUCUUCAAGAUUUACAACAAUGGUUCUUAACCUGGGGGGUACACCCUCCUCUCUCUUUUUUUUUUUCUUUUUAUGUCCUGGCCUAUAGUGCCUGUAGAUAACUUGAAGAAUAUUGAAAGUGCUGUUAAGCUUCUACUCUUUUGUAGCAAAGGCAAUUUUAUUUCAUAGUGGUACCUAUAUAAGGGCCCAUAUCUCCACCCACAUGGUGUAACCACCUAGAACCUGGGUAUCAUGGUGACAUGUAGGUGACUUUAAGCCACUUGACAAAUGGCAAAGUAACAGGGUGAUAUGUGAUGGGAUUUGAACCUACGCGCGGACAUCUUUCCGAUCCCACACUCACCACCUUAUCCACUAUGCCACUGCCUCCCUACCCACUUCUAGUGGGGUGUCAGUAAUUUCUAAGGGUGGAGCAAGCCCUUUGGAAAUAGCAGGAAUUUUUCUUAUCAUAUUUAUCAUUAUCUUAAUGUAAAGAGAACUUUACAAAAAUGCUUAAGUAUCGCCUAAUUUUUUUAAAAAUCUCGGAGGAAAUUGUAUUCAUAAUUGCAAGGGGGAGGGGGUACGUGGAGGGGUGGACAAAUUCUUAAGAGGGGGUGUGGUAGUAAAAAGGUUAAGAACCACUGAUUUACAACAGAUCCAUUGUACUUUGCCAGUCCAAUGUUAUGGACAUUUCACCUUCAGAUUUUUUUGUGACAUCUUAAUUAAAUGUUAUUUGAUAUUCUCUAGUUUAUUUGACUCUUCUUUUUAGAAAAUAUGAUCUGUCAGUUAACAUAAAAUUGGAUAAUACUCUAUACUCUACCUAGCAUUAACUGUCCCACAGGACUGAAGACACCCAGACAUCCAGAGUAGGUCAGGGUAUUGAGGUUCUGGUAAAUCUUUGAAUAGGGUUUAUUAGUACAAAGGUUGAGGGCCAAACAAACUGUACUUGGAAUAGUAGAGCAUGUAGUUGUAGUUUAGUAGUUUUAGUAGUAGUAGUAAUGGUAAUAGUAGUAGUAGUAGUAGUAGUAGUAGUAGUAGUAAUGAUGAUGAU
Molecule: messenger RNA, 5106 nt
Organism: Portunus trituberculatus (swimming crab)
Lineage: Eukaryota; Metazoa; Arthropoda; Malacostraca; Decapoda; Portunidae
Exons: 14
Coding region: 894-3350 (818 amino acids)
Biological process (GO): proteolysis
Molecular function (GO): serine-type endopeptidase activity
Source: RefSeq, a predicted model, not a curated record